CAAGUGAGGCGUAAGUGUUAUAUUUAUUAAUUUAAGAAAUAAAUGUUAGCUCAAAAAUAGUGUAUUUUAGUAUCUUUCUGUUUUGAAUGAGUCUACUAUAUAGUAUGGAUGUAGAAUCGUCAAUUGGAGCAGGGCCGUCCUACGCGUUUCGCGCCUGCACGAACAGUUGAAGAUCCGUUGCCAACCCCAUUUCUCGGAAGCCUUUUACGUGAACAAGACAAGAACCCCUCCCCCACCUGAAAAACUACUACCGCCGCAGCCAUGUCCGCAACCACCACCGCCGCCGCCACAACCUCAGUGGAGAUUCUGCACCACGCCGCCACCUUCCUCUCCCAAGUACUCUCCCAACCGGACCUCCGCCACCAUCUCUUCUCCACCUUCCUCCAAAGACUCCCUUCAACCCUCAUCAAGCCCCUAAACUCGGCUUUUCAAACCAUAGAAAACGCCAUCUCCACCGCCGCCGCCGCCUCCUCCUCUCUCCGCUCCGCCGAAAAGCUCCUCCUCUCCAACUCCCACAACCCCUUCGCUUCCUUUCUCCUAUCUCUUGUUCACUAUCUUCGCCACCGGGAAAUCGAUGCAUCUCUCAGCCUUCUUGAUGUGUUCCAAGCUGACCCUUCACUAUGCAGACUAGAAAUCGCGCCAUUCCUCUUCCAAGAACUGUUCCUCAUACAUUUUGCUUCCAUUCUCGAAUGGUACAACGAGCAGAGAUCGAGCAUCCUCUACUCUUUCUCCUUGACCUCCGAUUACAACAGUGAUGACCACUCCAUCAUCUCAAACACGACACUCUUGUCGAAAAUGAGCGGCGAUCAAGCUUCUGCACUCAGGGAUUUGGAGAGGGAUUACGAGGAUUUACUUGAUGAGAACUGCAGGAUAUUCGUGGAGUACUUUAAGAGGAUUCUACGUAACAAAGAUGGAGAUCAAGUGAAAGUUCCACCACCAACGGUAGUACUUCAAAUCCGUGAAACUGCUGAUAAGCUUGUUUACAGUGAUGAAGAGAAGAUCAAAAACCAAGAAUUCGAGUCGACAAACAGACGGUAUAAUCCAAUGUGGGCUGGUGGAGAUAGAUCAGUUGAAUUCAGCAGCAACAGAGCCAAGAGCCUGUCCAAGUUUCCGUCUUUCGUUCCUGAAAGAGUCUCUCCGAAGGUCAUCACAAAUCAAAGAUCGUCAGAAGAAUCAGAAACAUCAAUAGAAAAUGAUUUUGGUGCUAAACUCCACUCUUCUGCAAAUGAGAACUUGAGUGAUUAUUCUUCCUCAGAUUCUGAAGCAGAAUCGAAGGGAAGGAUCAAAACACUGGCAUUGUUUGACUCCAGAAAGAUCACAAGCCAGAAACAAAAGCAACCUCUUUCACUAGAAGAAUCGAGGGGUUCUCCCCAUCUUUUCAUGGAAGACAUUGACAACGUUCUUGGUGGAGGAAAGAGUACACCACCAAAAGACUUUGUCUGCCCCAUAACUACACACGUAUUCCACGACCCUGUGACUCUUGAGACGGGCCAGACUUACGAAAGAACAGCUAUUCAAGAAUGGAUUGACAGGGGAAAUUCCACUUGUCCAAUUACUCGCCAGAAGCUGAGUAGCACUCAGCUGCCUAAAACAAAUUACGUGCUUAAGCGACUCAUAGCAAGUUGGCAAGAACAAAAUCAGGGAUCAGCUCUUAGCCAAUUCAAAGUAAUGCAAGCAAAAGUCGGCCCAGAAAUUCGUUCAGUUUCGCCUAAUAGUGUCAUAAGCCAAGCCACCAUCGAUGGCACCAUGAGUGAGCUUAGACUCGCGACUACAGACCUGUGUACAUCAGAAGUCCUGAGAGACGCUGAAACAGCAGUUCUCACAAUUGAACGGUUCUGGGAGGAAGGGAAUAUGCAGCUGGAAAUGAUAUCUAUGCUCACAAAACCUCCUGUCAUUAACGGUUUUGUGGAGAUAUUGUUCAAUUCUGUGGAUAAACAAGUCUUAAAAGCUACUAUUCUUCUCCUGACGGAGCUUGGAUCAAGAGAUGUUAGCGUUAUCCAGACACUGACAGCAGUUGAUUCAGACGUUGAAUGCAUUGUUGAACUCUUCAAGAAAGGUUUGGUGGAGGCUGUUGUGUUGGUUCAUCUCUUAAGACCUCAGGCAACGAGCCUCGUAGAAAUGGACUUGGUGGAUUAUCUUUUGGCGGUGCUUGGUAACAAAGAGGACGACGAUUCAAAGAAAAUGUGUAUGAAUCCAAGAACAGCUUCAUUGAUUCUGCUAGGAGAUAUUAUCCGCAGUUCCAGCGAAGCCCGUCUAGCAAAAAUUGUAAGAAGCAUGGUCGCAACCAACGCAAUUGAGAAAAUCGUUGUUAGUCUACAAGCUGAACAGGUUGAGGAAAGACUUGCGGCUGUGACUAUCUUGCUGAGAUGCGUUCUUGAGGAUGGAAAGUGCAGGAACAUAAUUGCUGAGAAAGCUGAAUUUGCUUCUGUCUUAGAGAUAUUCGUCGGAGCAAACGAUGCAGAACGGUUUGAGAUAGUACAUUUGCUCUCUGAACUAGUUAAAUUGAACAGAAGGAAUCUGAAUGAGCAAAUCUUGCAUCUUUUGAAGGAUGAAGGUACUUUCAGCACAAUGCAUAACCUUCUCAUGUAUCUACAAAAUGCCCUUCAAGAUCAGUCUCCUAUUGUGGCUGGUCUACUUCUGCAACUUGAUCUUCUGGACGAGCCAAGAAAGAUGAGCAUAUACAGAGAAGAGGCCAUAGAUGCACUAAUUUCAGGUCUGAGAAAUUCAGAGUUCCCAGUUGCUCAAAUUUCGGCGGCGGAGACAGUGUUGUCCCUGCAAGGAAGGUUCUCUUAUUCAGGGAAGUCACUGUCGAGGGCCAUUCUCCUCAAACGUGCAGGGCUAGACAGGAGUUAUAGAGCCUUUAUGAGGAAGGAUAAGCGCAGACACAACAUAUCUGCUGAUGAUCAGGACACGAAGGAAGAUGAGAAAGCUGGUGAAGAGUGGGAAAGAAGAGUGGCCUUUGCUCUUGUGAGCCAUGAGUUUGGGCUACUGUUUGAGGGUUUGGCAGAAGGCCUGAAAAGUAGAUACGAAGAGUUGCAGUCAGUAUGCUUCAUGGCAGCCACUUGGCUCACAUACAUGCUGUCCAUUCUCCCAGACACUGGGGUCCGAGGAGCAGCCCGUGUCUGCUUCCUCAAGCACUUUGUCUCCGUUUUCAAAUCUCGAAAGAACACUGAAGAUAGAGCCCUCUCCAUGCUUGCACUCAAUACCCUCAUUCGUGACCCUGAAGGAUUGCAGGGUUUAGGGGCGCAUAUGAAGGACAUUCUGAAAGGGUUGAGGGAGCUUAAGAAAUCCUCUAGCAUGGCAGUUGAGAUGCCCGGUGUGCAGGAUAUAUGGAAUCAUAAAGAAUUAAGUGAAGAAGAUUGCAGUAUGAACGGAGAAGUCCUCACAAUAACUUGCUUCAGAGACAAAAUUUUCUCAGGACAUUCAGAUGGAACUAUAAAGGUGUGGAGUAGUGAAGGCUCUGAGCUCCAUCUUAUCCAAGAAAUUUGUGAACAUACAAAAGCAGUUACUAGCUUGGCGGUCCUACAUUCCUCGGACAAACUCUACAGUGGUUCACUUGACAGGACUGUCAGGGUUUGGGUAGUAAGCGUGGAAGGAAUUUACUGUGAACAAGUUCAGGAGAUGAAGGAUCACAUAAAUAACCUGGUUGUUGCCAACAACAUAGCAUGUUAUAUUCCUCAAGGUGCCGGAGUCAAGGUGUACUCAUGGAAUGGUUCCUCUAAAUUACUGAACCAACAGAAGUAUGCUAAAUGUUUGGCUCUUGUACAAGGAAAAGUAUAUUGUGGAUGUAUGGAUAAUAGCAUCCAGGAAAUCGAUUUGGCCACGGGAACACUUGGAAUCAUACAAAGUGGCUCCAAGAAAUUGUUAGGAAAAGCAUAUCCCAUUUAUGCACUGGAAAUUCAUGAUGGACUAAUAUAUGCAGCAGGCCCUUCAUUUGAUGGAGCAAAUGUUAAGAUAUGGAGCACUUCAAACUAUAGCAUGGUUGGAUCACUGCCAUCUACCUCGGAAAUACGCACUAUGGCUGUAAGCUCGGACCUCGUAUAUUUGGGGUGCAAAGGUGGGACUGUCGAAGUUUGGUGCAGAAAGAAGCACAGUAGAGUAGAAACACUUCAAGUAAGUUCCACUGCCAAAAUUCUUUGCAUGGCCAUUGAUGCUAAUGAAGAUAUGCUGAUUAUUGGGACAUCUGAUGGAAGAAUUCAGACAUGGGGUUUGAACUGAAGAGAAGAACUAUACAUUUGUUAGAGCUUAGACUUUUAAGGAUCAACUCUACACAAGAUUGUUUGGAACGAUGAAGUGGUUCAAUUGUGGCAUCUGUUUGUGUAAAAGUUCGAUCACAGUUUCAGUUUUUAGGAAGAAUCCUCUGUCCAAAAAAAAGAAAGGAAAAAAACCCUACAAAAAUUCUAAUAUUUGUUGUAUGGACUAUUCAAUAAGCAUAUGAUGUAUAUCGAAAUCAGAAGAUGUAUAUAUGAAAUGUUAAGUAUAACAUUGAAUACAUGUAAUAUAUAUAUAUAUAUAUGAUGGAUUGUAUGGAAAUCAUCAUUUUUUGGGUGGAACGCCUAAGGAGGUGAUUCUCUUUGGGGCGGAGGUGAUGCUUGGUGAGGUAGGGUCACUACCUGUGGUGGGCUUGUUCACGAGGUGAGUCUUUUGUCACAGAGUGAUGGGGGUAUCCCUUCAGUGGGGCUUGCUCACGGGGUGAGUCUUGGCCACAGUGUGAGGGGUUCACCCCAUGAGGUGGUGAUUGUUCACGAGGUGGGAGUUGUCUUGCUUCCUUCUCGCAUGUUUCAUGGGCAACGUCCACCCCCUAAACAUCAUGAGUUCAAGACCUGAUUUGUAUUCUU
Molecule: messenger RNA, 4838 nt
Organism: Sesamum indicum (sesame)
Lineage: Eukaryota; Viridiplantae; Streptophyta; Magnoliopsida; Lamiales; Pedaliaceae
Product: putative E3 ubiquitin-protein ligase LIN
Biological process (GO): protein ubiquitination
Molecular function (GO): ubiquitin-protein transferase activity; protein binding
Source: RefSeq, a predicted model, not a curated record